Molecule: messenger RNA, 1419 nt
Organism: Coniosporium apollinis CBS 100218
Lineage: Eukaryota; Fungi; Ascomycota; Dothideomycetes
Exons: 3
Coding region: 1-1419 (472 amino acids)
Biological process (GO): xenobiotic detoxification by transmembrane export across the plasma membrane
Cellular component (GO): membrane
Molecular function (GO): antiporter activity; xenobiotic transmembrane transporter activity
Source: RefSeq, a predicted model, not a curated record
AUGGCUUCCGCUGCAGCCGCUAUGACCGAAACCACCCCGUUGCUGUCCUCGUUUGACCCUUCAGCCCUGGAGCAAGCCGACAGCAAGAAUGCGCUUAAUUCAGAUGUCGGUCUUGUGCUGGAAACGAAUUGGAAGACGGAGUCCCAAUUACUUCUCGGGUACUCGGCUCCCUUGAUAUGCACCUACCUUCUGCAGUAUUUCUACAACCUGGUGAUCAUUUUGGUCGUCAGCCAUCUGGGGACCGAUGAGCUCGCUGCCGUCUCGCUUGGUAUCACUACCAUGAACAUCACCGGCUUUGCUGUUUUCGAAGGAAUGGCAACAAGCCUUGACACUCUCUGCGCUCAAGCUUACGGAUCUGGUAACUUGAAGCUUGUGGGACUGCACAUGCAAAGGAUGAUCCUGUUUUUGAUGCUGAAAGACCUUGCCGUUCUGGCUGGAUCGUUCCUGCGGAUAUCUCUCAUCGGAGUUCCAGGUUACGCAACGUUUGAGGCAGGGAAAAGAUUUGUGCAAGCGCAGGGCAAUUUCACAGCAUCUUUGGUGGUUUUACUUCUCUGUGCCCCCUUGAACUUGUUUCUCAAUGCGCUCUUCGUCUUUCGACUGCAAUGGGGUGUUUCUGGUGCGGCUCUUGCAGCAGCCCUUACGAACUGUUUCCGGCCGGUACUCCUGCUGCUCUACAUCCGCUUCGCAGCGCCCUGGACACUGCAAUGCUGGCCAGGCUCUACCUCAGCGGCCUUCCGGAACUGGUCUUCGAUGGUCAAGCUCUCCUUUGCCGGAGCCGUCAUGACAAUGUGCGAGUGGUUCGCCUUCGAGAUCCUCAAUCUCAGCACCGCAUACAUUAGCACUGCUCACCUUGCUGCGCAAUCCCUUCUGUCUACCGCUUGUGUUCUCGUGUGGCACAUGCCCUUCUCUGCCAGCGUUGCUGUGAGCACGAGGAUAGGCCACCUUGUCGGAAGCGGAGCCUUGGAUGCGGCCAGAAAAGCAACCAGCACCUACGCGGUCAUCUUCGCGCUCAUCGGACUUGUGGACGCCGCUCUAUUAGUUUUUGCUUUGAGAGAGAUCUUCUUGCCGUUCUUCAUCGAAGAUGACAGGGUUCGUGCGCUUGUUGAAAGCGCAUUGCCUUACCUGGCAGUAUUUCAGUUCGUUGAUGCUACUGCCUGUUGUUGCCACGGUAUCAUGAGGGGCCUCGGCAGGCAAGCCAUCGGCGGAUGGGUUAUUUUCUCCGUGAACUACGCGUACGCUGUGCCGCUGGCCCUUUAUCUCGAGCUAGGACCGCCGAAGCUGGAGUUGAAUGGGAUGUGGAUUGCUCUAUGGUCCGGUUCGGCCUUGCUCACGGUUGUGGAAGGCCUGGUUACGAAAUGGAUGAGUUGGCAGCGUGCUGUUGAGGACGCGAGAAAGAGGGAGGAGCCGGUGGUCUCUUGA